AUCACUGUUUAAGAAAUUAGCAAAAUAAACGUAACAAACAAAUGAAAAUUAUUACUAAAAUUUGCAAAAUUUAGUUAUUAUAGAAACAAAAACAAACCGACAACGAAUUGAAAUAUAAAACGAUACGAAGAAAUCAACUUUUGCAACAUACAUACGUAUAUAAAUUUAAACAAAAAAUUAAACUGCCUGAAAAUUUAUGUGAAAAAAGACACAAAAAUAAAAAAUGAGUUACACAUCUAAUGGGGCCAUACCAAAAGAAAAUAAGAGUAGUGCUGGUGGUAGUGGUGUCGCUGGUUGCAGCGGUAUAUCAAAUAUGAACGCAGCCCUCAAUCGCCAUGCUCCAGGCGAACGCAUUACUCUACUUGUAGACAAUGUACGAUUCAUGAUCGAAAAAGACUUAAUGACUGCCCAUCCCAACACUAUGUUGGGUACUAUGUUCAGCACUGGCUUCCAAUUUGUACACCCCAACGAACGGGGCGAGUAUGAGGUGGCCGAUGGUAUAUCACAUACUUUGUUUCGUGCAAUAUUGGACUACUACAAGACGGGUCUUAUUAAGUGCCCACCCACCAUUUCAGUGCCCGAGCUGAAAGAGGCCUGUGAUUAUUUACUGAUACCCUUCGAUGCCACCACGGUGAGAUGUCAGAAUUUAAGAGGACUACUGCAUGAGUUAAGCAACGAAGGGGCAAGACAACAAUUUGAAAUAUUUCUCGAGGAGUUUAUUUUGCCCGUUAUGGUGACGGCCGCUCAAAGAGGAGACCGAGAAUGUCAUGUUGUGGUACUACUCGACGAUGAUGUGGUCGAUUGGGACGAAGAAUUUCCACCCCAGAUGGGUGAAGAAUAUUGCCAGACCAUACACAGCACUACCAUGCAUCGUUUCUUUAAGUACAUCGAAAAUCGAGAUGUGGCCAAGCAAGUGAUGAAAGAUCGUGGCCUCAAGAAGAUACGUUGUGGCAUUGAAGGCUACCCAACACAUAAGGAGAAGAUAAGACGACGUCCAGGAGGUCGUGCCGAAGUAAUCUACAGUUAUGUACAGAGGCCUUUCAUACACAUGUCCUGGGAAAAGGAAGAAGCCAAAAGUCGUCAUGUCGACUUUCAGUGUGUCAAAUCGAAAUCUGUGACAAAUUUGGCCGAAGCAACUGCCGAUCCUCCACUGGAACUAGAUGCUAGUGGAAAUCCCGUACCGCCAACCGAGAAUAGAGCCGAAAAUCAUGUGCCCUUCCGCGCCGAUGCGGAUGCUAAUGCGGCCGACUUGGCCGAUAUCAACAAUGCGGCAAAUGGUGGGGGUGGUGGUGGUGGGGCUGCUGCUGCCGCUGCCGUAGCUGUUGACGAAGCUGCCGAUGGUGUUAUUAUGUUAAAUGAAUUAGAACAAGCUGCUGGCGGUGCUAAUGAAGAAAAUGCUUAAAAUAUCAACACAAAAUGAUCAUGAUGCAUUUAUAUACACAUAUUUGUACUAGUAUACGAAUAAAUUACAUACGUAGAUAUCCGUAUAAGUCAAGCACAACAAAUAAUGUUUGAUAUUGUAAUGCUACUCCUGAUCCCAUUUUUAUCCAUCUCCCUAGUCCCAGUUCCUUUCCAUGAAUAAUCUAUAGAAUAUCAAUCAUUAACCAGUAUUUAAAUAACCAUCACUUUAUAAUGCAAUAAAUUGCUUUAAAACAUUUCAUACUUAUUUAAUAAAAAAACUAAA
Calliphora vicina (urban bluebottle blowfly) is the source of this 1684-nucleotide messenger RNA. RefSeq names its product mrityu (gene mri). NCBI's taxonomy places the organism in Eukaryota, Metazoa, Arthropoda, Insecta, Diptera, Calliphoridae. The record is from RefSeq and is a predicted model, not a curated record. Gene Ontology annotation, biological process: positive regulation of phosphorylation. Gene Ontology annotation, molecular function: protein binding. The transcript has a single exon. Gene Ontology annotation, cellular component: cytoplasm. The coding region runs from base 224 to 1402 and encodes 392 amino acids.